Molecule: messenger RNA, 1559 nt
Organism: Halichondria panicea
Lineage: Eukaryota; Metazoa; Porifera; Demospongiae; Suberitida; Halichondriidae
Product: kelch domain-containing protein 1-like
Exons: 6
Coding region: 92-1345 (417 amino acids)
Molecular function (GO): protein binding
Source: RefSeq, a predicted model, not a curated record
UUUCGCAAUCUUGUCUGCUAUUUUAAUUAGUCUCACAAGCCAAGCAAAUGAAACGCCUGGCUUGCUUGAGAGACAUUGCGAGACCGUCAGGAUGGAGAGAGUAGUUCCAAUCACGGUUCCAACUGAGGAGAUUGAUCAGAGGAAUGGAGGCUGUGGAGUAAUCUUUGAAAACAAGCUGUAUGUGUGGGGAGGCAAUACUACAGACGUCCACAUCUUGAAGCCCGUUGAGGACAGUGACUCCAGCUCCAAUUCUGAUAAUGAUGACUCGGACAAAGAAGACAUUGAUGUUAACCUCCCUGUCCCUGUCCCUGUCUCCCUCCCUCGUUCAAACGAUGAGAAUCAUCCGUUUGACGUUUUAGACCUCACCACAAACAAGUGGUUUCGGCAGUCGACCAGCGGAGAGUACCCCACUCUUGGCCUUGGCUCCUCCCUUAGUGUUCAUCACCCCUCACGCACCAUCAUCCUGUUCAGUGGGUUCAAAGAUUUGCAAUUUGAUAACGAGGUCUACAAAGUGUCCCCUGACAGAGAGUGGGUGUGGGAAAAAGUGGAGGUGAUGCCUGAAGUAAAGCCAAGGGAGCGUUACCAGACUGGAGUAAUCAUCCACAAGGAUCGGAUGUGCGUGUUUGGAGGAGUGGGGAGGGCCAGUCGUGAGAUAGGGAAUCCCCCGAAACCUCAGGACCUAGGGGCCAGGUAUCUCGCCUACGUGGAGGACGAAAUUGAACGUGACUAUGGAUGGACCAGCGAGUACCUGGAGUUCGACAUUAACACAAGUGAAUGGGAGGCCCCAUUGGACGAAAAUGCAUUCCGACCUGAUCCGCUAGGAUCUCAUGCAUUCUCCAAGUUUGACAGUCAUCGAGCUGUCCUGUUUGGGGGAAAUGGCUCUGCACUCGUGUACUCCAACACAUGCUACAUAUUUGACUUUGAUAGCAGGGAAUGGAGUGGUCCAUACAAGCCAGACGACCCAGAGGAGCCGUGGCCGAUAGCCACCCGGUUCUCCACCCUCACGUCCCUAGUUGAUCCUGAAAACGUGUGGCAGGAGAUGUGUGGUCAAAUAGUGCAACCGAGGAUGGUACUCCUCUGGGGCAAGAGUAGUAAACUGCACAUCUCACCAGAGACCUGGCUGCUCGAGUUUAACUUUGACAACCCAAAUCCCUUAGUCUGGAAAAAGCUGAAGAUUGGUGUGGAGCCUCGCUCGUGGCACAUUGCCAAGGCAGUCUACUCAAACAAAACUACCAGCUGUGAGCUUGUUAUCUUUGGAGGGAACGUGUACAAGUACCCAAUUACUGACAUGUUUCAAAGGGAAAACGUAGCCAACCUCACAAUACUCCACUUUGGGGGACCAUAAAAUCGCAUGUGCUGCUCAGUUGGUUUGUGUAGUGCAAUUCACACUGUACUUUCAACAGGACAACCAACAUGCUGCAUGGUUACUGUUGGUCUGGCUAGUCUAGCGGAGCUGUGUCUGCGUGUCAUAGUGAGCAGAGAUGAGCUGAUGAAUGUGGCCGAAGGAAGCUACGGGUCUGGCAAUGUAGCCAAACUCAUUAGAGCACAACAUUCAAGAC